This is a messenger RNA of Lytechinus pictus (painted urchin), 2482 nucleotides long. Its product is annotated as TBC1 domain family member 30-like. Lineage: Eukaryota; Metazoa; Echinodermata; Echinoidea; Temnopleuroida; Toxopneustidae. The coding region runs from base 41 to 988 and encodes 315 amino acids. The transcript has 3 exons. The record is from RefSeq and is a predicted model, not a curated record.
UGUCUGCAAAAUAGACUACGGUGACCCCAAAAGGUGUUUGAUGACGUUCCGUGUUGAACAGUCAAAAGAUGAGCUGAGAAACGACAAUAUGGAAGAACCGGAUGAAAAUUCGGACUUCGAUGAUUUGUUUUUGCCAUUUGCAUUGUCCAGAGUGUUACAUAAACAAGGCAUUCAGUCAUCUAGCAAUCAAACAGGUUUUGAAACAAGUGGAGAAUAUGUUGACAUUGUGCUCGACGACGACAACUCUAGCGAAGCCGGAGAUGGCCGGGGAAAAAAUGACCCCAGUCCGCUGGACGUGCUUUCCGAAAGUGGUGACCCGUCGUCUCUUUGCCCAUCUCCUUCACCUCUUUCAUCCGUCAACCCUUCUGAUUCUCAGCCAGACUUUUCAGACCUGAGGCAGGCAAAUUCUUCUUCUAAUAUUUUAGAGAAAUUGGACAGCUUUGACAGUGUGGAAACGGAUAGAGAUGGUGAUGAAUUGCGCGAUAGGAAAGAUUCCAUUUUGGACGGUCUGUUGUGUGAGAUAUAUGACAGGUGUCAUGCAAGUACAAGGCCAAGUGUCGAUAGUGAUGGAUUUACAGAGUGUUCUUCUGAUGGAGCUUAUCUUAGCAGUAAAGGAGAUAGCUUUCAAGAGUCAUCAAGAUUACCGAGAGCCUUGUUGAAUGCUAAAUCAACCAAUGAGCUUCUAGAUAUGGUAAGAGAUCUUCAGCAUGGCACCGCUGUCCUGUCAGGAAGGCUUAUCAAACAGCUAAAGCGAAGAGAUCGUUACCUGGCCAAAAGACAGAAGAACCAGGAUGUACUUACAGCUAUGCUUCAAGCUGUUUCUCAGAAGAGAAGAGUGGAUGCCCAGCUUAGAUUUAGUAUCGAGCCACUACCAGGGAAAAAAGCAUUUAGACAGGUAUGUCCUUUAGUUACUCCUUUGUACUGUUCACAGAGAUCUGAUGGAGUUGGGGUAAAGAAUGAAACAUUGAAAUGUGUCAGAAUUGAUUGAGGUUGAGGGUGCAUUUUACUCCCUCACUGGACUUGUUAGUUGAACCAUGACUGAUUCUUGUAUUUUCGGAAAAUGUUCAUUCCUUAUGAACUAAAACUGUCCUGACAUUCAUCGCCAUGUGUUUUGAAUUUGAUGCUGAAGUUCAUCCAGUGUUUAUCUUGGUCCUGUUGCUUUCCAAUGGUAACUACCAUGGUAACGUGACCCAACAGCCAAUCAAAAUCAAGGAUUUUAUGAAAGUACCAUUGAAAGGCACACUUAUUAUAAAAGUAACUUUCUACUAUAAUAAUUACUCUAGAUCUAAACAGGUUAUAAGAGCCUUUUCUAGAGUUUGAAGGGAUUUCACUCUUUGAGUACCAGAUCACAAUCCUUCCACAUUUACAAUGUUUUAACAUUUUGUUGUUUAUUGAAGUUGGUCAUUGUCAAACAAAAAAAUUGAAUUAUCAAACAAUAAAAAAACAAAAGAAUUAGUGAGUGACAUAUCGACUCCCCAAUUUGCAUGUCACUGCAUUGUGCAUAUAACUGUUUUGUCAAAAAUAACGGAAAUUUUAAAUUGCCAUAACUUUCUUAUAUACCUCCAGGGUUGGCACUUUUUAAACGGUGUGUUUCAAAACAUGUUUUAAAACCCUUUUUUUUUUAAACACCCUUUAAAAAAAAAAAAAAAUUUAAACACCGCAUAGACAUGUAUGUCGUAAAUUUGCAUGGAUGUGAUUUUAGAUGAAUUUUUUUUACAUACUUUUAUUUCUUAUUAAAAGUGGGGCAUUGUUUUCUUCUGACUAAAACUCUUUCUCAACACCACUCCUUUUCUCCUCUUUCUCUUUCCCCCUCUAUUCUCCCUUUCUCUAUUGCUUUGUCAUGUUCCUUUCCUCCCUGUUCAAUUGUGCACAUCAAUCCAUAUUACGAAUAUUCUCGUUUUAACAAACAUAUCUGUGUGUUGUGCUCACUUUUUGGAAGGAAACAAACAAUAUUUAAAAUAAGCUCAAAUACAUGAACAUGUAAUAUAAGUACUUAAAAUGGAAGUGUUGCACAAGCAUAAUAAUAUUUUACAAAUAGACUUUAAAACUGACAUCACACUCUUAAGGUACACAUGAAAGCAGCUGAAACUUUGCGCUUCGUAAAGAUGAAGAAAAGUACUUUAAACAGUAUAAGAUAAUCAGCUAGCAAACCUUAACCCUAACAAUCCCAGGGGACCUUAAUGGCCCUCUCAAAAAUUUCUACCAUAAAUCCAUAAACACGACAGGGCCAUGCCAUAUCGUUCAAGACUAAUAUUGGGAUGCAUGCAUGGGGAUGCGGUUAUGAUCCCGGGGUUAUGAUAUUACACAACAAGUGCAUGUCAGACCCAAAUUUGCUCAAAAACAUGAUUUCAUGUAUAAAGCCAAUGUGAAUUCUUGCCAAAAUUUGUAUCUGUAUCAUUAUUUGUAAUUUUGUUUAAUGAUUGGAAAACUAUUGCAAAUAAUUUCAAUUAAAAAAAACAAUAAGUAAAAAACUGUUCAUAUU